UAUUAUUUAUUUAUGUACUUAUUACUUUUUAUUUAUUUAUUAAUAAUAAUUAUUAUUAUUUAAAAUAUAAUCGUGGAUAGUCUGUUUAUCAUGGUAGGUUUAUUUAUUUAUUAUUUUGUAAGUAUUUAUUUUUAAAGCCGGUGACCUGGCUUUUAUUUUGAAAAAUAAUCUCUACUAGCAGCUUGUUCAUACAUUCAACUAAUGCUGUACGGCUUUUUACGUUAUGUUUAUCAUUUUUAGCGAAAGCUUAUAUAAACAGUAACGCGCAGUGUGUACGGCAGCUUCUAAAUCAAAAGGCAACGGGUGUGAGACUUGAUGCCAGAUAUUUUCGGCUAGAUCUGUAUCUGCCCUUGGCAAGUAACCUUAUGACUUUCUUUUGUGCUCUUUAGCAUACUAAUUACUGUGUUGUGUCCACACCUAUGCCACCGGUGUCAACAUACCUAACCAUACUCGUUUGCGGUGCACGAGCCCUAAAAAUUCCCGUCCAUCGAUGUAUGAGUGGAGUAUGUGUUCAGAGUCAGACACACCUUGAGCUGUCAGCAAGAAGCAUGUGGGUUUUUGGUUACGGAUCUUUGAUUUGGAAAGUUGACUUUCCAUACGAGGAGAAACGAGUGGGUUUCGUCAAAGGUUUCAGUCGCAGAUUCUGGCAGGGAAGUACGGAUCAUCGCGGGGUGCCUGGAAAGCCUGGGCGAGUGGUGACAUUAAUAGAGGACCCUGAGGGCUGUGUAUGGGGCGUUGCUUAUAAAUUGCCAUCAGGCCGAGAAAAGGAAGUGAAAGAGUAUCUGGACUACAGAGAGAAAGGCGGCUAUGGGGUGAUCACUGUUACAUUUCAUCCCAAAGAUGAAGAACACCAACCAAUGCAGGACACAUUGCUCUACAUCGGCUCCUGUGACAACCCAAAUUACCUUGGCCCAGCACCUUUGGAGACAAUUGCUCAGCAGAUUGUGAAGUCUGUAGGCCCCAGUGGCAAGAAUACAGAUUACCUGUUUGAGCUCGCCGAAGCCCUCAGGCAUCUAAUACCCGAAGACUUAGACGAUCACCUGUUCUCUUUGGAGCGUCUUGUGAAGGAGCUGCAGAAGCAGAAGGAGAUUGAGUGAUCUGCUAUAGUCUGCUUUGUCCUUAAUCUUCUGAAAAACUCAGGAAUUUAGUCCAUUUUUUUGUUGCACAUAUAUCCGAUGCAUGCUUAAAGGGAUUACCUGAUAAAGCGUCAGAUAAGCAGUACUUAAACCACUGUUAUGUUUUUAAAUAGGAUUAUUUAAUAUAUGGUAGUCACUACUGAAUCUACACUUGAUUUUAUGAUGUGACAUUUCACAUCAUUUGUCUCGCGUUAAACCUUGAGAUACAAAUCAAGAACUUGAAAGGAUUUCAGUAUAUUGCACAUAACGUUGUUACGUCCAUGAAAAUGUAAAUGAAAGGAUGAUUUAUUUUUCAGAGGCUGGUUAAUUUGACUCCGGAUACUUGAAUAUGUUACAAAGCCAUUUCCUCUUUAUUUUUAAAGUUCCUUACCAUCCUAAUCUUCAAAUAAGCCAUAACGAGGUGAAUCUCAUGAACAUAAACGUUUAAGUCACCAAUUUACUCCAAAAUUCAAAUAAUAAUAAUAAUAAUUUGAAUAAACCAAAUUAAACAUGUUCUUGAAAUCUUAAAUAAUUAUUUUCCAUUGUAUAACAUUUUAAUGACAUUUAACAAUUUUAAUUUCAUUUCCAACCCAAAUUCACACUAACAUUUUACUUAACAAAAAUAUUAUAGAUUGUUUUACUUUAAUGUGGUCAUUUUUUAAAUUAUGAAUAAUUCGUAACCACCUAGGUCAUGUUGACCCCAUGACCUGUUAAUGAGAUCCAGAUGUUGCAAUCGAUUCCGAUGUUUGUACAUGUCCGAAGAUUUUAUGGUCCGUCCCUACAUCCGGGGGGUUUUUCCCAUCUGUGGCCCACGUGUCUGGUUGCAUUCCAAGGCAUGGUGUGUUAUAGACUCUCUCUGUAUGGGUGUGUGAGAAAAAUAUAUUGGCCUUAAGGACAAUAACAGAAUAAAUAAACAAUUUUAACAGAAUAUAAGAGCAUAUCACAAUAUGUGUGUGUGUACCCGCAAUAUAAUAUGAUGACUGCAUAAAAAUAAAUUAAAUAAAAUAUGUAACAAGACUAAUAAUGAAAUGGGAAUAAAACAAUAAAUAAAGAAACGGGUAAAAAAAUCCUCUUACAUUUUUUCCAAGAAAAAAAGAUUUCCACCUCGUGCAAGGACCCUCAUUAGUUUAAGUUUAAAGAAUAAAUCUUUCUUUGAGAUUCUCUCUCUCUUACACACACACACACACGUUUGCUUAGCUAUCUAAAUGGUGACAUUACAGACUCCUAUUAGUUUUUUUUAAGUUUUUCUACAGAUAAUUACAUUUUACAACCUGACACUAACUCAUCACAAUAAAUAAAUAAUUGAUGUGCUUUCUAAGUAAUUUUCUCAUGGGGCUCAAUAAAAUGGCCCAUGCAAAGUCAAAAUGUUCCCCUCUUUGAGAGGACACUUGGCCCCCACAGCGUAGGUUAAACAAGUAUACAAACACACAUUCAAUCAUUCGAGUCUUAUUCUCUUCUUUUAAAUGAAAUGAAUAUAAAUUAUGCGAUCACACACACACACAAUAUAAAACUAUGCAAACAUUUACACUAGUUUUAGUCAUCAUGCUUUUGUUGUUAAGACUGCUUAUUAAUAGUGGUAACACUUAAAACGGGUUCACAAGUCUCAUAGAUCUAUAUUAUUUUAAUUAAUUAAUUACUUUUCUUAUUUUUACAAAGAUUUCAAUUAAAUUCCUAGUAAAUAUGAGGCCAAAACAUGAUAUUACAAAAGAAAUCAUGUUGAUAAAUGCGGUUGUUGCAGUGUUUUUAAAAUUUGAUUAUUUUAAAAAUAAUCCAAACAGAUCCACACACACACAAUGACGUUAUUCAGGAAGGACUGCAGUUCAGAUUGGCACAACGUCCAUUUUGUUCUUGAGAUUUUUUACACACUUGUUAUCUCCCGUAGAAUCAUCAUUCGGAUCGCACACAUGCUCGAUGACCGUGUGCAUCAGUUUCCAGAGUCACGCUCCAUCAGCUUUUGCACGGCGUCAGACAACUUUUUCAAAAUUCGAUUCUUUUCAAGGGAUAAACUUUGUGCCCUAAUCUAUAUAGAGCGUUGUCGCCGUUUCCUAGAAUCUGGAUUGACUGUUUUAAUUCACGUUAGAAUUUAUGGUAAAAAACCGGCAGCUGUGGUAAAAUACGGUAACAACAUUUUAGGAUUUACGGGUUUAACUUAAAUUUACAGUUAAAUACCGUAAUUUCAUUAACUGAUAUAAUGUUAAUGUACCAACCUAUUGAAUACUGAAAUCUGUUUUGUACCUUUGAAAUACACUGAUAACCACCAAAUGCAGGUGGUGAUGAGAAAGUCACAUGAUGAACCAAAGCCCAUCACAAGCAGCUUUUCAAUAAUAACAUAUGUAGAAGGUGCUCAGUGUCAUUCACACAAACACUAAACGCCAUCAUGGUGAGAUAUAUGCAAUAAACAUUAAUAUACAACCCUAAUAAACAUAACUGAAAAAAUAAGAAGAAACAGUUAUUUCAAAGAAAAAAACAUCAAAUUCAAACAAAAUUUGAAAUGCAAUGCAGGGAAUUCUGGGAAUGUCAGUUUACGUUUUUUCCCUGUAAAUUGUACAGGAACUUACCGUUAACCAUUUAACAGGUUUUUACUGUAGCAUUUUCACAGUUUUUUACCGUUAAAAUCACGGUCAUUUUUUACAGUGCAUUAACACUUUCAAUUUCGGGGUUUAUGGGUUAGAUCCUCCGAAGCGAUAUUAAUGGCUCUCAAGUAGAGAGUAAUUUUCUUAAUUUUCAUUUAUUUCUAUAAACACAAUGCUGACGGCUCUUAGAGAGAAGGCCUCGCCUAUAGUAACGACAUAUACAGUCCAACAAACAAAAUGUGUACAGCGUCAUCCAUAAUCCCGAUCGUCAGGAAGCCACGCUACUCGUGCAAAAUAUUGAAUAAAAUAUGAUGAAUGAAUGUAAAAUAUGUUUUCUUUGUUCGGUUAAGAAGCUUCAUCUAGACCCCCGCAUUAUUUAGACCCCCAAAUAAGACCAGUUCCACUCGGAUAAUGAACACCUCGGGGAAAAAUCAUUUGAAAUGUAGGUUUGUCAAAAAGAAAGAAGAAUAUUUUAUCUGGUUUAGUUGUAUUUAAAAAUAAACAAAAUCCCUUUCUUAAAAACAUUGCGUCAAACUUAUUUGGUAGCCUGAUUCUCGUUUCAUCGUGCAUUCACCACAUAUUUAUCAGUCUUAUAAAAGUAGCGUGAACCUUCGUAGAAGUAAUAAAAGUAAAUCUUAUGAAACAAAGAGAACUGAUUAAUGACUUUGUUACAACAAAACAGAUAUGAAACUACAUUUGGUAACCUUUUUUUCAAGCUUUAAAGCAAGUUUAUGAUUUAAAAUCAGUAAGUGUUAUACAAAUGUACAAUACAAUAGUUGAUUUUGGGAAAAAGUUUGAAAACUAACUUACAUAUGCCAAUCUGAACUGCAGACCUUCCUGAAUACAAGCAUACAAAGCGGAUACAUCACAUAUUGUAACUUUCUACAUAUAUUUUCAGUAUAGUUAACCAAUUGAAUAUUGAUAGUAUAUGUUAUUUAUCACGCUGAUAAAGAUCGGUUCAGAAAAGGCUGAUAAAAUAAACUAAGUACAAGUUUCCUUUAAAGGGGACCUAUUAUGCCCGUUUUUACAAGAUGUAGCAAUUAGCCUAACAGAGUGCCAAGAAGCUCUUUCAGAAAACCAACGUGCGUGUGUGUGUGUGUGUGUGUGUGUGUGUGUGUGUGCGUGCAUCAGCUCACCCCACUCAGACUGACAUUUCACUCUUGUGAGUGAGAAGAGCUCAAAGCAGGACUUAAUUUCCCAACUUAGGUACAUUUUGUAAACAUUUAAUUCUAAGUAUGAACAUCAUUGCCCCCAGAAUAAUGUAAAGUGUUUUAUUUUUAUACAGUAUGUUUUAUAUAACCACAGUUUUUUUACCAAAAAAAGAAGAGAAUUGUGUUUUAUAGGUUCAAUACAAAAUGUUGAAUAGUUUUUAAAAAUGUAUGAUAAAUGUUUUGCUUUAGUAACAUGUUUGUUACUAUGACAUAUAUAAUUAUAUAUUUUGUUUAUUACCAUAUUAUUUAAAUGAAGAGAAUGAAGUGUUAAGUAAAUGUUGAAUACAUGAAUAAAAUGUACAAUAAAAGAUUUGCUUUGCUUUAGCAACAUAUUUGUUUCUGUGUUUUAUAAGUUCAAUAAACUUAAAUGUUGAAUACUUGUUUAAAAUGAAUGAUGAAUGAUUUGCUUUAGUAACAUGGUAGUAACAUGCUGUCAUACUGUAUAUAAUUAUAUAUUUCCAUAUUCUUUAAAAUAGAGAUAAGUCUCUCUUUAGCUUGAAAUGUUUAUGUGCGUGUUUGUUUAUAUGACUUAUGAUACAAAAUUGUAUAAUGAUGUAGGUAUUACACUGAUAUGACAAUGUGGUUUAUGAUUAAACUUUGAGUGCUCAUAAUUCAGAUCGCUUAAAAACAAUAUUUUAUUAAAAUAGUAAUUACUAAUAGUAUGCAGAUUUUUUUUUUUUUUUGUGAUGGGUAGGUGUACAGUAAAAAUCAUUGUCUAUGUAGUGUCAUAGAAUGUCUGUGGAGUGUAGUAAUACUCCAAAAGAUUGUA
This is a messenger RNA of Onychostoma macrolepis, 5668 nucleotides long. RefSeq names its product ChaC, cation transport regulator homolog 2 (E. coli) (gene chac2). NCBI's taxonomy places the organism in Eukaryota, Metazoa, Chordata, Actinopteri, Cypriniformes, Cyprinidae. The record is from RefSeq and is a predicted model, not a curated record. Gene Ontology annotation, biological process: glutathione catabolic process. The transcript is spliced from 3 exons. Gene Ontology annotation, molecular function: gamma-glutamylcyclotransferase activity; glutathione specific gamma-glutamylcyclotransferase activity. The coding region runs from base 420 to 1097 and encodes 225 amino acids. Gene Ontology annotation, cellular component: cytoplasm.